AGUAUCUAUGCCGUCAUAUGAAAGGGGUUGCAUAAUGGCUUACUAUACCCCUCAUUUAUAUAUUCCCCCUCUCUUCUCCCGCAACUCCGGUCUCUUCUCUUCUUCAUACUCACCUCCAUAUACCUCCCAAUCACAGCUUCACUCAAACACACAACUUCUUCAAUCGCCUUCACUACCCAAAUACCCUUCACUACAACCUUCAAGAUGGCAGGAGAGACUAUCGUCCAGGGCCAAUUCACCCACAACAACACCGUGGCACCCCAAUACACCGAUCGUGUGCUCCCUCUCUUCUCCCUCAAGGGACGCACUGCCAUCGUCUCCGGCGCCGGAGCAGGAAUCGGUCUUGCCGUCGCCCACGCCCUCGCUGAGGCAGGUGCCAAUGUCGCCAUCUGGUACAACAGCAACAAGAAGGCCAUCCAGGAGGCCGAGAAGAUCGAGAAGACCUUUGGCGUCAAGUGCAAGGCGUACCAGGUAAACAUCACCACCUACGAGACCGUCGAGGCCGCAGUGAACCAAGCCGUCUCGGACUUCGGCGGCCGCCUAGACAUCUUCAUCGCCAACUCCGGCAUCCCAUGGACGCAGGGCGCCAUGCUCGAUGGCGAGAUCUCCCACUACCAGAAGGUGGUCACCACGGAUCUGGACGGAACCUUCUACUCUGCGCGCGCGGCGGGUAAGCACUGGCGCCGCCAAAAGGCCGAGGGCACCACUACCGAUGGCAAGAAGCUUGAGAACUUCACUUAUGGAAGCUUUGUUGCUACGGCGAGUAUGAGCGGACAUAUUGUCAACAUCCCGCAACUGCAGGGAGCGUAUAACGCUGCUAAGGCUGGUGUUAUUCACCUUUGCAAGUCCCUCGCCGUCGAGUGGGUCGGCUUUGCCCGCGCCAACUCCAUCAGCCCGGGCUACAUGGCGACCGAGAUCAGCGACUUCGUGCCGGCGGAGACGAAGGCGAUCUGGAAGAACAAGAUCCCAAUGGGUCGUGAGGGCGAGGCGCACGAGCUCAAGGGCGCGUACCUGUACCUGGCCAGUGAUGCGGCGAGCUAUACGACGGGGACGGAUAUCAUUGUUGAUGGUGGUUACUGUCUUCCAUAGAUGCGGGGUUUUGGGAUGGGAUUUUUUUAUACAUGGAUGUGAGGGAUGGGGAGGGGAGCCAAGGCCUACGGGCGCGCGCUGAGGGGCGGAUAGCAGGUAGAGAAUGAUCUUGGUAGGAUGUGGAAUAAAAGCCUAUUGAUCCCCCAAUGAAUGGUUUAUGCGUUGAUGAAUAUUUGAAGCUGCAGAAUGUGGUGAUGGAAUAGCUAACCAUCGGCGUCCUACUCGCCUUCUCUCACUCCACGAAUGUUGAGUCUACCCGGUGGGUAUAAAUACAACCCCAACUUUCCCCACGAGGUUUUUUCCUCUCAACAAAUAAUCUGUUGCUGGUUCUGUUUCUGAUGCCUGUUCAAGCACGUCAUUUCCACAACUCCCCCGCUCGAAGAAGAUAUAUACGGGCAGAUAAGCAUGUCAGUCAGGAGCAGCAGAGAUGGAUCAGUCAGACCGAUAAUCAGCUGGGUUAUAUGGGGGUCGAGACGGAGGAAGCGGCGCUAUCAAAACUUUCGUCCCAAUCAUCAAUGAAGAAGAAGAAGCUCGAAGAAAGAGGAGGUGGCUCAUGGAAAGAGGAAAAAUAAGUCCGUAUUUCGAUAAAUGAGGCGCUGGUGUUUUGGAGGGUUCUCACUGUCGCGCUGUUGUCACCGAGCAGCUGUCACCGAGCAGCUGUCACCGAACAGCUGUCGCCGAGCAGCUGUCGCCGAGCAUCUGUCACCGAACAGCUGUCACCGAAGAGGGUGCUGGUUGGGAAUGCUGUAACAAACUGCGCAACCUUCAUGCUUCCAUAGCCAUCCCCCGUGGUGUUCUGGAGGCCUUUCGGGUGGGUUGUCCCGUUUGUGUCACUAUGAAUCUUGUUGUCACCGUGGAGUCUACUGUCGGUAAUUUCAGACUUGGAUUGCAUCUGCACCGUUAUCAUAUUCUGUCGCCAAGAUUUAUCUUCUUCCAUUAACGUUAUAUGAUAUUUAUACUC
This is a messenger RNA of Pseudogymnoascus destructans, 2050 nucleotides long. RefSeq names its product L-xylulose reductase (gene LXR3). The record is from RefSeq and is a predicted model, not a curated record. Lineage: Eukaryota; Fungi; Ascomycota; Leotiomycetes; Thelebolales; Thelebolaceae. Bases 205 to 1089 code for a protein of 294 amino acids. The transcript is spliced from 3 exons. Gene Ontology annotation, cellular component: intracellular anatomical structure. Gene Ontology annotation, molecular function: oxidoreductase activity, acting on NAD(P)H, oxygen as acceptor.